GGGGCGUUGAGCCCAGCUGAACCAUCCGGGCGGCCCUAGCUGCCAUGGCCCUGGAGGCCCAGCGGUUGGGGUGCAGACCCUACUCUGCUGGGUAGCAGGCUGCUUUACCCACCAAGCCUCCAAAAAGGGGGUUGUCAGGCGCCUCUUCCCGGCCCAGUGUGGGAUGUGAGCUGCGUGUAAAGCGCCCAGUGCAGCCACACCCGCAACUAGCCCUGGCCAGGUGUCAGCCGUGGCCAGGUGUCUGCCGUGGGCAAGUGUCAGCUGUGGACAGGUGUCUGCCCUGGGCAGGUGUCAGCUGUGGCCAGGUGUCCGCCGUGGGCAGGUGUCAGCUGUGGCCAUGUGUCUGCCGUGGCCAGGUGUCUGCCGUGGGCAGGUGUCUGCCCUGGGCAGGUGUCAGCUGUGGCCAGGUGUCCGCCGUGGGCAGGUGUCAGCUGUGGCCAUGUGUCUGCCGUGGCCAGGUGUCUGCCGUGGGCAGGUGUCUGCCGUGGGCAGGUGUCAGCUGUGGCCAGGUGUCUGCCGUGGGCAGGUGUCAGCUGUGGAACAGGUGUCUGCCAUGGACAGGUGUCUGCCCUGGGCAGGUGUCAGCCGUGGCCAGGUGUCUGCCCUGGGCAGGUGUCAGCCGUGGCCAGGUGUCUGCCCUGGGCAGGUGUCAGCUGUGGCCAGGUGUCAGCUGUGGCUAGGUGUCAGCUGUGGACAGGUGUCAGCCAUGGACAGGGGCUCUGCUGUUCUCCACAGCGCCCUGUAUUUUUCUGGGUCUCCGCCUCCUGUGAGUGGGUGGGGACUGUCGGGUUGCCCAGAACUGCCCCAGUUCACGCUUCGCAAUCAGCAGCAUCCCUCUCACUCUCAGAAGUGCCCCGUUUGGCGGUACGUUCCUCCGAUGAUGGCCCUGUCCGUCGUCGUAGCGGAUAAGCAGCCCUGGAGAGCUCCUUUGAGGUGGUGGCUUCACACGGCUGUGCCUGGAUCCCUGUCAAGCAGGAGGGCCCGAGGCUGAGGGAUCCGGCAGCCGAGCGUGAGGACAGACCCAGCGAUGACCAGUUCCCCCGUCUCCAGAGUCGUCUACAACGGCAAGAGGAACAGCAGCCCCCGCUCGCCCCCCAGCAGCAGCGAGAUCUUCACCCCGGCCCACGAGGAGAAUGUGCGCUUCAUUUACGAAGCCUGGCAGGGCGUGGAACGGGACCUUCGGAGCCAGAUCUCGGGCAACGAGAGGGGCCUGGUGGAGGAGUAUGUGGAGAAGGUCCCUAACCCCAGCCUGAAGACCUUCAAGCCCAUCGACCUGAGCGACCUGAAGCGCCGCAGCUCGCAGGAUGCCAAGAAGUCGUAAAGCCCGCGGGGGGCCUCUGGG
This is a messenger RNA of Myotis davidii, 1342 nucleotides long. It is a transcript of the gene MCRIP1, whose product is annotated as family with sequence similarity 195 member B. The record is from RefSeq and is a predicted model, not a curated record. Bases 1028 to 1321 code for a protein of 97 amino acids. The transcript has 5 exons. NCBI's taxonomy places the organism in Eukaryota, Metazoa, Chordata, Mammalia, Chiroptera, Vespertilionidae.